Zootermopsis nevadensis is the source of this 1440-nucleotide messenger RNA. RefSeq names its product ninjurin-1. NCBI's taxonomy places the organism in Eukaryota, Metazoa, Arthropoda, Insecta, Blattodea, Termopsidae. Gene Ontology annotation, cellular component: membrane. Gene Ontology annotation, biological process: cell adhesion; tissue regeneration. The record is from RefSeq and is a predicted model, not a curated record.
UACGUCUGAACGGCUGUUGAGAUAACGUGAAUAAGUCUGAUUGUGACAGUGUUUAAUUACCCUGGGAAGAGAAAAGAACCUACUUAUAUUGCAAUGGCAUCCAGUUCACCUGAAUUCCCUCACAACAACUACGCAACAAAGAAGACCAUCACGCAGGGUCUGUUGGACAUCGCCCUGCUCACAGCCAACGCCAGCCAAUUGAAGUUCGUGCUUGAGGCCGGAGAGUCUCACCCCUACUACGUUCUGCUUGUCACAUUGUUGGCGGUCUCCAUAGCUCUGCAGUUGCUAAGAGGAUGUAUGAAUGUUGUCCUGGGUUCGCUCUACAACAUUAGCGAAGAGGGCCAUCAGACAGCCGCUUCCAUACUGAACAACAUCGUGCUAGCUCUUGGAGCCCUGUCGACUGUGGUCAACGCCAUCAUAUCAUCCUUCGACAUGAGCGAAAGUGUAGUCGGAUAGUUGGAAAAUUUAUUAAUUAGCUCCCUUCGAUAUUAUACAGACAUCCGGUGACUUAAUGUCAUCACUUAAAAUUAUUUCCAGUCAGAAAUCCCAUAUAAACAUAUGUCAGAUUCUAAACGGUUAAGGAGAUACGGAUGUAUGAAAUUCAAGGCGAUAUGAGACUGUCGUAGAACAUCAGAGUCAUCUGUGUCCUGUAACAGCGAAAAAUCGUUGAUGUUCCGCUCUUCAAUUUAGUUUGCUUUUAUACUCCAAGCUUUUCACUGAAAUCUAUAGAAGCGAGGUCCGGCGACAGUAGAGGCCAACUCUGCGGACACCACGACCAAUCCAAAGAUCAGCGAACAGCUGACUCUAGUACGACAUCAUGUGUCAACCGAAACGCGGGGUGACCCGUCACACUGGAAGCACAUCUGUGAUGGUGUUUUGUGUCGUUCAAACCAUCUUUGAUUUAUAUAUAUAAAGCCGUAACCGUUGAGAAUCGAACUCACGUUCAUGACAUUUCUGACUGGGAAUGACUUCGUAAAUAAGAUCCUGAAGUCACCGAACAUUUUGUAUAUAUCUUCGACAGGACUACAUUUCUCACCUCCCAACGCUCUGCAAAAUGCGUUUACAGAGAAAAGAAACAAUGCAUCCAACUUUAGUGUUCAUGUAGUUCACUGAAAAACCCGACGUAGGGUAGAAAUGAUUUUGUCUAAAUAUGACGCCACAGGGCGUCGGUACUUCAGAAGUGAGGAAUCAGAAUUACAAUCAAAUCGACUGAAUUCCCGGUACCUGUGGAUGGAAAGGUGAUGUGUGGGCCCCAAAAGACUUACAGGACAGUGUGAUGAAACCAACUUGUGUUUUAUAUUGAUGGAAUUACAUAUACAUAAUAGGUUAAAAAUAUUUAUGAUUAUGCAGUUAUAAAGUCUACAUCAUUUAUAAAUUUAUAAAAAAAAAUAGGUGGUUUAAAGUGAAAUUUAAAAAGCAGAUCACUGAUCUUCAAUGAAA